Messenger RNA from Fulvia fulva, 1128 nucleotides. Its product is annotated as Alcohol dehydrogenase 2. The transcript is spliced from 6 exons. The coding region runs from base 1 to 1128 and encodes 375 amino acids. The record is from RefSeq and is a predicted model, not a curated record. Lineage: Eukaryota; Fungi; Ascomycota; Dothideomycetes; Mycosphaerellales; Mycosphaerellaceae. Gene Ontology annotation, molecular function: zinc ion binding; oxidoreductase activity.
AUGACUUCCAUCAGUAUACCAGAGAAGCAGACCGUGGCGCUUGUUAGAAAGCUUGGCGGGCCUGUUGAGUUUGUUGAAGACUAUCCUGUGCAGUUGCCCGGACGCGAUGAAGUGCUGGCCAAGGUCCUGUACACUGGUGUCUGUCAGAGUGACAUGCACACAGCCCGUGGCACAGCGGCCGGCGCAGUCGGCAAACCCAUCACAGCAAUCAAGCUGCCUCGCAUUGGUGGCCACGAAGGUGUAGGCCGACUAGUCGCUUUGGGCCCAGGCAUCGCAGAUCGCGAUCCAUCGAUCCAUCUUGGAGCGCUGGUUGGGAUCCGCUUCUCCAGCAGGAUUUGUCGCAGAUGUACUUACUGUCUUGCUGGCACGGAGCAGUAUUGCCAAGGCGUAGGAGACUUGAAGCCUACGAAUCAUCUUCAUCAUGAGGACGGUGCUUUCCAGCAAUACGUGUGUCUGGAUGCGGGCUAUCUGACGAUCUUGCCAUCGGAAGCGGACCCUGUGGUGACGGCGCCGACGCUUUGUGCAGGUCUUACGGCGUACAAAGCUGUUAAGAAUGCGGAGAUAAGUCCUGGAGAAACAGUUGUCGUGCUAGGCACAGGAGGCGGCCUUGGCCAAUAUGCUGUGCAGUAUAGCCGCACUCGCGGGGCGAGGGUCAUAGGCGUCGAUACAGGGAAGGCAAAGCAAGAGCUUGUAGCCUCGUUCGGUGUCCAAUUCGUCGACUUCAAAGAAGUCCCUGACAUCGUAGCAGAGAUCAGACGCCUUAUCCCUGGUGAUGCUCACGCUGUUAUAGUCGCAGCAGGCUCAUCCACAGCCUUUGCACAGGCGGCUUCCAUGCUUCGUACUCGCGGCACGAUGUGUCUGAUCGGAAUACCUCCAGGCGGCGGACAGAUUCUGACAUCAGUGGCCGAGAUUGUGAUCAAAGGGCUGAACAUCAAGGGCAAUCUGGUCGGAAGUCUGGCAGAGAGUUUAGAGGCUGUGCAAUUGGUGCGUGACGGGUUAGUGAAGCCCAAGGUGUACGUGAGGCCUUUUCGAGAUCUGCCUGCGGUGUAUGAAGAGCUGGAGAGCGGCGAUAUCGCUGGCCGGGUUGUGCUGAAGAUCGGCGACGAUCCAGGACUUUAUCCUGUGUGA